AUGGCACCAAAGAAAGAUGUGAAGAAACCUGCUGCUGCUGCUGCCCCAGCCCCUGCCCCAGCACCUGCACCUGCCCCAGCCAAACCCAAAGAAGAAAAAAUUGACCUCUCUGCCAUUAAGAUCGAGUUCUCUAAGGAACAGCAGGAUGAAUUCAAGGAGGCGUUUCUCCUGUAUGACAGAACAGGUGAUUCCAAGAUCACUUUAAGCCAGGUUGGUGAUGUCCUUCGGGCUCUGGGAACAAAUCCCACCAAUGCAGAGGUCAAGAAGGUUCUGGGAAACCCCAGCAAUGAAGAGAUGAAUGCCAAGAAGAUAGAGUUUGAACAGUUUCUGCCCAUGCUGCAAGCUAUUUCCAACAACAAGGACCAGGGCACUUAUGAAGAUUUUGUUGAGGGGCUGCGUGUCUUUGACAAGGAAGGCAAUGGCACAGUCAUGGGUGCUGAACUCCGCCAUGUUCUAGCUACCCUGGGUGAAAAGAUGAAGGAGGAAGAAGUAGAAGCCCUGAUGGUAGGUCAAGAAGACUCCAAUGGCUGCAUCAACUAUGAAGCUUUUGUGAAGCAUAUCAUGUCUAUCUAAAUGGAGGUCUCCAGAAUGAGCAUUAUGCAGGAAGACUGGCUGGAACCUUACAUUAAUAACAUCCAUGACUAACAAUCCAUAUUUGUUUAUCAUCUUUGAGAAAAAUAAUAUUAUCUGGGCUGUUCUAGAAUGAAGGACUGAAGGAUUCCCUGAAUUUUUAUAUACUUGGAGCUUCUCUCUGAAUUGUAUUCAUAUUACAAAAACCAAAUGCUGCUCCAGAGAACACUGACAAUCGCAAAUCCAAGCACUACUCUUUAUUAAU
Molecule: messenger RNA, 835 nt
Organism: Lepus europaeus (European hare)
Lineage: Eukaryota; Metazoa; Chordata; Mammalia; Lagomorpha; Leporidae
Gene: MYL1
Product: myosin light chain 1
Exons: 7
Coding region: 1-573 (190 amino acids)
Cellular component (GO): contractile muscle fiber; myosin II complex
Molecular function (GO): calcium ion binding
Source: RefSeq, a predicted model, not a curated record